GUUUUCUCUUUCGCAUUGACAUUAUUUUUUGAAAGCAUUAACUCAUACCCAUUUUUGAUUAUUUUAGGAUUAUUAAAGUUCCUUAGAACAUGAACCUCGAAAAUCAAGUGUCUCUUUGUGGAAUAGUACCAGCAUGCUCUAUCCAGACAUCGGUAUCUCAGGCGUCGGGAGAUCUUUUCUCUGAUAGCAAUUGCGGGGAACCCCUCCUGUCGCAACGGAUUGUUCUAGAUUUCACACCAGACGAAGCUUUGGAUCAAGACUUUGUUCAACGAAAGUGUGUCGCUUUUUGGGAAUGCGUUGAAAGAAAUCCAGAUCUGCAGAACUUAGGCACUUGUCCUGACUACAACGUUUUUGAUAAAAACACGUCCACGCCUAGUAGUAGUUACGCAAUGAAAAAGGAGUUUACAAUCGAUAAAGAAGACAAAGCGAAGACAGCAGUCUCUAUGCUUGAAUUGGUCGAAAACAAAGGGCUCAUUGACCGUGCAUUUGAAGGCAAGCUCCCGCAGUCCUAUUGUUCGUUCGGCGAAGACCAUUAUUCUGCCAAAGAAUCAAUUGCCAUUACUCAAAAGAAAGGUCUCGAAGGAGAUGAAAAGCAGAAUAAGAAAUAUUCAUCUCGUGGCGCACUCAAGAAAUUGUGCUUGAAACUUGACGAUUGGAAUACAGGACAUCCAAGAUAUAUGAAGCCACCAGGACAUUCACAAACGCUACUCACGUGCAAAAGACGUAAAAAUGUUUCUUGAUCAAAUAUUUAAUUACAUAUAUAUGUUUUCAAGUAUGUUAUACUUAACUUUAAUUCCUAAAUGAUUUUAGAUACCAUUAUAAAAUAUAAUGUACUAAGUAGUAUUUUAGAUGUACUUUUCUUUCUUAAAUAAAUAAGUUGG
Pieris brassicae (large cabbage white) is the source of this 881-nucleotide messenger RNA. RefSeq lists its product as uncharacterized. The transcript is spliced from 5 exons. The coding region runs from base 90 to 740 and encodes 216 amino acids. The record is from RefSeq and is a predicted model, not a curated record. Lineage: Eukaryota; Metazoa; Arthropoda; Insecta; Lepidoptera; Pieridae.